AACAACAAAAUCAUCGUCGGAAAAAUGCAUGUUCGCUGUGCCGCAAUGGAAUAAAUAAGAAAAAAAACAACAAGAAACAGGAACAAGAGAAAAAGUUCAUUUCAGCCCUGAAAAGUGUCUCUAUCUUGUGCUCGAUUGUUUAAUACCAGCAGCAGCAAUGAAGUUCUUGGUGAUUGCCGUGCUCUUAAUAGGCAGCUCGAUGGCCGAGAAAGCGUCGGAAAAGAAGCAUGAGAAACGCGGACUUCUUGGAUUAGGAUACGGACACGGGGUGCUCGGAGGACACGGAGUGCAUGGUGUGCACGGAGUAAUUGGAGGAGUCGGAGGUCUUGGAGUUGGAGGUCUUGGAGUUGGAGGUCUUGGAGUUGGAGGUCUUGGAGUUGGAGGUCUUGGCGUUGGAGGUGUCGUCGAUAGUGUCCACACCCACACAACGAUCACCAAAAGCAUUCCGGUCCCUGUACCAGCCCCAUACCCUGUAACUGUCGAGAAGCAUGUCCCUGUUCCUGUACGAGUCAAUGUACCAGUUGCUGUUGACAGGCCUUAUCCAGUCCAUGUCCCUGCCCCAUACCCUGUUGCUGUUGAUAAUCCAGUACCCGUUGUCGUUGAUAGACCAGUUGCUGUACCAGUUUCGCAUCCCGUUGCUGUACCAGUAGAUCGUCCAGUUGGAAUUCCUGUACCAGCGCCGUAUCCCGUUCCGGUGGUAAACCACGUUCCAGUGGCCGUCCACGACCACAUCCUCGGACAUCACUUUUAAGGAAACCGCAGAUCGAGGAUAUAUAAUGCACUUCCUUUAGUCCCUUUUCUUAAAUUCAAUGAAUAUUUUUAUAA
Molecule: messenger RNA, 825 nt
Organism: Nicrophorus vespilloides
Lineage: Eukaryota; Metazoa; Arthropoda; Insecta; Coleoptera; Silphidae
Product: anti-sigma-I factor RsgI2-like
Exons: 3
Coding region: 158-751 (197 amino acids)
Source: RefSeq, a predicted model, not a curated record